CUAGGUAACCGUCUGCGUCAUUGAUAAAUGAUAAUCGUUCAAGCCAAAUAUCAACAUAAGAAGUGCGUAUUAUAUUUGCCAAAGAUAUCUUAUAGCAGAAUUAGUGAGAUUAUUAGACCAAAUUAGAGUGAAGUAGCAGGGCCAGCAGGGCCAGUCACAAAUGCCAGAUGAAUCACUCUUUAGGACUUAACUUUCUGGGUUUGUUUCUCUCAAACACUACUCACCUUUUUUAACUUUUUGGCCUGAGGAUGUACUCAAAUAGUUAUUAUAUGCUGAUAAGAUUAUUAAGAUUUAUGUUUCCUGCCUGAAAACGUCAGUUUCAGGCAGGCAGGCUUAUAACUUAUAAGUUAGAGGCUAACUUAAUUAUUUUUUUAUGCCUAAAUUCUCCACAACUAAUAAAAAUUAUAGUUCAUAACUCAUAAUUAGUUUAAUUACACUGAACUUAUAUAAAUAUGGUCUAACUAAUUGAUUAGGCCUAGGAGGGGAAACACUUACUUAGCGGUAAAAGUGCAGUUCAGGUGCAAUAAUAAGUAUAAGUGGUCUUAUAUAGCGCGGUACCCCAGCCUAGGGCUGGGCUCACCGCGUAUAUUCAUUCUUAACGCAUUUCGUAUUUUUUCAUGUAAACUUAUGUGUAUUCUUUAUUAAUUAAAUACAGGCAGUUAUAGUUAACUAAUACUAAUGCUGAAUUAUACAGUGCUUUUUUUUCUUCUUUUUUUUUGAUUUCUAAAGCUUCUUAAACAUCCCCCAAUCAAAGUUACAUAUCAUAGCCCCAUCUUUUGUUUUUUUUAUUUGUUUUUAUAACCCUCUGGCCAGAUUUUUAUCCACCUAUAAGUUAGUAUGCUCAAAAAAAUUUUGGUUUAUGCGAGCACAUUUUGUGAGGCAACAAAUAAAGUUAAUACAAAUAUGGAAUUUCUCGCAAGGGGCUCCCCUUUGAAGAACGAAAUGGAAUGUAAAAAUUGCAAUGUGGCUUGUAAAAUGGCUACAUAUGUUAAGUAUGAGAGUUCCCUAUAACUCCGGUUAUAUUUAAUUGUAAAGUUAUAAAAUAAAUACAACAAGAUACAACCAAUUGGGCAACUUUUAUAAAGUAUCUUUCAAGACGGAAGAGUUAUCCUUGAUUUACCACAAUGGCUCGGUAAAAGACAAAAGAUCAAUAAAAAAGUAAUUUUUUUAUCUCAUAAAAUUUGUUAAAAUGUUGUAUUCCAACAAAAAGAUGGAAUUUUACUUUAAAAAAUACAAUAAAAAAUUCACAUUAUUUUACAUGCGAAAAUACAAAAUUUGACCAGAAAUGAUAUACGCAUCUGAACUGCACUUUUACCCACUUAGCAAUUUCUUGAGCUAUUGCAACAAAACAUUCCUCAUCCUUUGGCACUGCAUAUCAUCAUCAGUUAUCAGUCAAUACACUACAUUUGGCUAAGAUUGGGGCUGUAUUACUGUUUAGCUUGGGGAUGCUUUUCACCUGACAACAAAUGGUCCCCCAUAAUAUAUUAUUUUUUAUUAAUAAAUUAUAAUUAUAAUCUAUUAGUCCAGGCAUAUAUCUAUAUCUGUUAGCAAGUUUACAAUAAUUUCAAUAAAAUGUAAAAAAAAAUUAAAUUGGUGAAAUCGUUUCAUGCAAAAUUGAUAUAAAAUUUUAAUAAAUUUGCUUGAGUAACAAUAAUACACAUCUUUUCAUUUUAUAGAUCAAUGGUUUUCAUCCACUGAAAAAUGGUCUUCAGAAAAAUUCUGCUGGUCCUUGAGACAUUAUUUGUAUUAAGUUUAGUAGGCUCAAAUGAUCAAAUUAAUACAUUACAUGACCAUUUGUUUACAGAUGGUUUGCUGGCUUUAAAAAAAAUUAACACUAGUUGAAAAUAACCAUUUUCCUACCUUAAUGGUCUGCAAAUAUUUAUCCUUAUUUCAACUGUCCCUGCAAUAUUUCUUAUAUUCUCAUGGGUCCGCAGGUGUUAUGUUGAGGUUUAAGUGCUAUAAAUGACAUACAAGAGAUACAGCAAGACUUUUUAUAUUUAGCCGGGUUUCUUUCUUUAUUGGACUCAUUAGUUUUUUUUUGGUUGCUUUUAUCUGAAAAGCCACUGACGAUUAAACACAUCAUGGCCAAUACCACAGUGUGUACAGACACCACUGAGGCAGUAGAACUAUUUGAACCACAGGGUUUGUAUCUGAAACCAGUAGCUAAAGUGAACAUCUGUGUACAACUGCCUCAGCUGAAAACUGCAGGAAAAACCAUCUCGAACUGGGAAGUUAUGGAAAAGGUUCGGCCCUGUUUUCUAACACUUAUAAUAGUUAUUAGUGCAGAUUUUCUUUGGUAUAUUAUUUGUUUGUUUUAAACUAUACUCUCGCCAUUCAGAGUGGGUUACUGCUACAGUCUAAAUAUUUAUUCACCAUAUUCUCUAGCCAUUAAUUGGUAUUGCUUGGUUUUUUUUUCUUCUCGUCAUUGGAGGAUACAAACAAGUAUAAAACUCUAUAAAUAUUCUUUAUGCUUAAAAUUAUUGCCAACGUCAACUUUUUAAUGCUUUGCUUGGAUAUUACAAAGAUUCAAGUUUGUACAUUAAACAGAAUUUUUUUUUCUUCUGCUCAGCUGAAACACAUGGUGAGGCCAGAAGUAUUUCUAACUUUGAAAAUCUUCAAAAGCACCUUGGAAUUCAUUCGUUUGGAAGGAGAGAUUGAAAACAAGAGUAGAAUUCACAAUAUUAUUCUGAAGCUGGAUGGAAAAACAAUAAAACUCAGUGGCUUCACAGAAAUUCUUAAAGUAAGUGUUUAUUUUUAUAAAGAAAAUGGACAUCUGCAAUCGAAAGUUUAAAUUACACUUUAAUUUUUUCUCUCUAAUUUUAUCAUUAUUAUGAUUAUUAAUUUUUUUUAAAAGGACUGCAAGCCAUGCAAAACAGAGAUUGAGCCAAAAUUGGCUAGCGAGCCAUAGUUUCCCGCUCUUAAAAUAAAUGAUGAUCUAGAACAGUGCAAAAUGUUUAUUUUUCGGUGUCCUUGCAGAAUCCUGUCUUUCCAAAGACAUCCUAUGUCUGCAUUAUAACAGUAAUAUAACAGAAAAGAGCACAUUUUAAACAAAAAAUUGAAGUGUUAGCUAAAAAUAAAUAAAACACAUUAAAGAUCAUCUAUUAACCAUUUGUAGGUGUUUAUUCAGUUAUAAAUAAGUUACUGAUUUGCACCAAGUCAGCUAGAUGUCCUGUCUUAUCACAUUUAAUUGAAAACUUUUAAUGUUUUGCUCCACACCUGCUGCAGGGCACAUGUUGGUAAAGACCUAAAAUUUAAGCUCUAGGUGCUGUUUAAACAAAAAUGUUGACAUAGAGCUAUAGUUGAAACUGUUGCAAGUUGAAUUCAUACCAAUUUAUCUGGUUCAGGUCAGAGCUGCCGAGGCCAAGAUCAGUUUUCCAUCUCGUCAUGAUUGGGACUCUUAUUUUAGAGAUGCCAACAACAUGAAUGAGAUGAGACCAGGAGAGCGUCCUGACACGGUGCACCUGAAAGACUUACCAACUAUCUGGUUUGCAGCAAGACAGUCAGAUAAGGAGCCCAACAGUAAAGAACUUAAGCCCAGCGAGGCAACAGUUCGUAAAGUGUUUCAGACAUUUGGAGAAAUACGGUGUAUAGACAUUCCAAUGCUGGAUCCCUAUCGUAAAGAGGUAAGUUUAAAUAUGGGUCUUUCUUGCAAUCACACAACAAAAGAUAACUUUCGACCAGGGUAUUUUCAAUGUACCAAGGAUCCCCUAUUAGUAGCUUGAUAAAUCCAUAGACUCUUUUUCGUUAGUUCAAUGAUUGUAAGCACUCUAUAGUAGGUUUAAGGAUAAGUGGGUUGUUUGUAUGUUUUAGUUGCCCUCACCCCAUCUAGGUGUUGAUCCCAAGUUACAAACAUCUGUCUGGGAAUUUAGAAAAUAAAAUGAAAAUUAUAAUCAAUACUGAUGCUUUUAAAUUCUAUUUUCCAGAUCUGUGCUAAUUUAAAGAAGAGUUCCAUUCAGACAUUUUCCUAUGGUCAAGAUCUGACUUUUGAAUGCUACAUUCAGUACAUGGAUUAUAUAAGUUUUGUCAAGGCGAUGGAUUCACUGAGGGGGAUGAAACUCUUAUACAAAGGUGAAGAGAAGGCUCUCACUGCUGUCAUCAAGGUAAGCUAUGAAGAGGAGAAAGUCUGGUUUCCCUCUACUGUAUUUAUCUUUGAACCUCAUCUAUUUACUAGAACCAAGUUAGUUCAUGGGAUACCAAGACAUAGUUUUGCUUACAACAUUUUGAGAGUGGUCAUAGUUCUAUACUUAAUGUAUCCUGGACAUUACAUAUUUCAUUCAUGUCUCAUUGAGGCAGUAACUAGCUUUAUUAUUUUUUUGUAAUGUUUCUUGAACUAACUUGCCAGCCGUACUACAUGUAAAUUUGUUUUCAUAUAUAGUAUUAUGAAAUUUUUAGACUAACGCAGAAAUUAACAUUGGCUGUUUUGGUGCAUCCAAGUGUAAAAAAAAGUGAGGUUCUGUGAGGUUUGAAGUAUUUACAAUUUAAUCUGUUAAAGAAAAGAAAAUGAAAAGGAUGUUUCCUUCAAGAUUUUUUUUGCUCUUACAUUUUCUGGACGUAGCCUAUUGUUAAAAAAGGAGACUGUAAACUAUAUUAACACUGUUUUCUUGUGUUUUGUUCGUACAUACCCAUCCCACAGGUUGACUUUGAUAAAACCAAGCACUUAUCUGAGAAAAAUAUCAGACGUAGAAGGAUAGAGAGAGAGAAACUUGAGGCCUUAGAAAGAGAAAGACUUGAGAGAGCAAGAAGAGAGAGAGAGGAGGAGGAUAGAAAAAGAGAAGAAGAAAGGUACUUGAGAAUAAUUUAGAUUUGUGGCUAGAAAAGUUAAAAUUUGAUAACAUUCUGACCUUUCUUAAUAGUUAUAUGAAGCGCAAAAUUUAUAAUUUACAAAUAAAUUCUCAAAGUUUACUUUUCUGUUCAUCUAAACAGGCGCAAAAAGGAGGAGGAGGAACGAGAGAAGGAAAGAAAAAGACAAGAAAAAAUUCAGAGGAAAGAAGAUAGAAGGAAAGAGCGGGAGGAGAAAAGACGCAGGAAGAAAAUAGAGAAAAAGCAGCGAGAGGAGGAAGAGAGAAUGCAGUAUAAAAUUGCUUUAGAAGAAAGACGCUUCUUAAUAGCCCAGAGGAAGCUAGAGUCGCUGAGACUACUGUCUGAACUGUUUGAGCGGAUAAAGGUUAGAUAGUACUUUAGUUGCAAUAAGUCUAGACUCUUACAAUAAUUUUAUGUUUGUAAGAAGUUAGCUCGCUCUUGCACAACAAUAUAGGAAAGGCUUAAAUGUAGUUGUUGGGAAAUUGAAGGCCAGACAACUUGUUUGGAAACUUACUUAAGUUGUUGUUUUCUUACAAAACAAUAGCACUGUAUUAAUCUUAGUGAAGAAGUUCCAGUCAAGUUACUGUUACUGUUGUGACUUACGAUGGGGCACAGCAUAGCUUGAAGUUGUUUGUCAUCAUUAGCCUUACAAUCAAGUAACCUUUAUCAAUAAUAAAGUAUAUCAAAUCAUAAGGCAAAUCUCACCAUUGUAUUAGUGAUCAGACAUUCAAUGUCCAUCAGAGCUAACAUAGUUUUUCCAAGAUAUUGCUUGAAAAAAAAUUAACAUGAUCCAAGAGCUUGCUUUGCUUUUCAUGAAGUCUGCUUUACUCAUGCUUGAGCAUUGAUUAUUUCAACAGGUGAUUCGAGUGAAGAAAUACCUGGAGCAGAAGGAAAAAGAGCUGGAGGAGGAGAGAAAGCAACAAGUGGAAGAGGAGAAGAAACGUCGUGCUGAGGACGAGAUGAAAAAAGCGGAGGAGAAGAAAAUGAAAAGGCAGAAACUGCAGCUGCAGGUAAGCUCCCAACAAUUCUAGUUCUAUCACGUUGUUGCUGCAAGGUACUGAAGUUUCUAUACUUAAAAUAAGGUAUUUUCCCACGCAUGUACAUUAUAACGAAAUAUUAAGGGAAGUGAAACCAGUUUUGGUCUGUCCCAUAAACUAUUUCGACAUUAGUAUUUGUAUUUGUUGGCUGAGGUGCUGUGUUGGCAUCAGUAACUAAAUCUCAGAUGAAUAACUAUCUCACCGUUUGGCAUUGACUUGAAAUCACAGUAAUGAAUGGAUUCUGCAGAAGAAUUUUAUUCUUAAAUUUAGACAAAAAACAACAACCUAACAUUAAAAAAUGAUUUGGUCAGCAUGUCAAGGUCAUGGAAGUUAACAUCUGUACCUCUACAGGAACUAGAGCUGCGAGAAAAGAUUCUAAAAAAUUUCAAGGCUAAAGAGGAACAGCUGCAAGAAAAACAAAGAGAAGAACUCAGGUAAAUGCCUUUUCUACUAGGUCCUUGUAUCAAUGAUAUGGGUUUAAGUUGUGUACAUUGCAGAGCUGUGUUCCUAUUUGCUUUAAUUGGAAAUAAUAAGAAUAUGAAUAAGAAUGUUGUAUGUGGCUGGAGUUUCACUGCUUUGUUUCCAUCCAAAGAAGACAAGAUUCUGACUAAAUGAACAAGAAUUUUAUCCUAUAAUAAAUAGAUGGAUUGUGCACGUGUUUGCCAAGAGAUGCAGCUUGGUUGAAUUUAAAUUGAGAAAAGUCCCAAGAUAUGUAUCCCACUUGCAUGAAGUAAAAAUUUAAUUAAUAGUUCAUUGUGUGACUGGAGUCAGAAAUUUUGUCAUUAUAAAGAGUUGUCAGUGACAGAACUUUACCAUUGGCUUGCUAAAUUAAUUCACUGUCAACAUCACGCCUGAUAGACAAAUGGAAGGAGUGUUCUAUUCACAAUGUCGCUGUCACCAAACACCUUGUUUCUCCUUGAUUUUCUCCUCACAGGAAAAAGCUUUCAGGAACAAGGAAACUGAAAAGUGCAGUGAUCAUGAAGAAGGCAGUCAACAGUGCCAUGAAGAAAAGAAAGAAGCCAGGGGGCGAUGGAGAUGAGGAAGACACAGACAGCGAUGAGAGCGAAUACCAGGAAGAUAAAGUGAAACAGAAGCUCUCCGCCGUGCCAUCGACCAGUAAACGAAUCAUCAUGAGAACCACAUCAAAGCCGGCCGUGAAGAAAAAGACGGAACCCCAUGAGGCCAGAAAGACAAAUUCUAAACCAUCGGAAUCUCCGUCCUCGUCUGAGGUAUCUUCAUCAGAGGAUGAUGAUGAUGACGACGACGACGAUGAUGAGAAAGUGGAGGAAUCUGAAAAGGCAGAUUCAAAAACAGCCACAAAAAGGUAAGCCUUUAACAAUUGCAGUUGUUGCUUGUAAAUAUCUAAAAAUCCAUAGACUUUGACAAGGCAAAUUUUCAGGAAUAAAUUUCUAAAAUUUUAAUAUUUGGUGUGCAUUAUAGGCUUUUGGGUAAUGUUUGAUCUAUAUGUGGGGCGAUGUUUUAUCCAUGACUAUUAAAGGUAGUGUUUGACCUACAGCUAUUUGGGGUAAUGUUUGAUUUAUGAUUAUUUGGGGUGAAGUGUGAUCUGUGGCUAUUUGAGGUGAUGUUUCAUGUAUGGCUAUUUGAUACAAUGUUUGAUUUGUGAUGUUUCAGGGAGAUGUUUGAUCUAUGGCUAAUUGGGGGUAAUGUUUGAUCUAUGACUAUUCGGGGUAAUAUUUGAUCUAUGGCUAUUUGGGGUAAUAUUUGAUCUAUGGCUAUUUGGGGUAAUGUUUGAUUUAUACAUGUUUUUGGUGUAUCUGUCUUAAGACUAUUAUUCUAAAAAAUAUGUCAAUAUAUUUUUUUAAGGGUUGGAGCAACAAGUGUCAUGGAGCGGGUUCUCAAUGCUAACCGCAUGAGAGCUUGGCAAGAACCAGGAGACCGUCUCCACAGUCCACCCUCUGAACAUUUCAGAGGGAGGGGUCAGGGAAAUAGGAGGCCCAUGAGCCGCCAGCCAGGUGCAGGACGCCAGCAUGGUGUAGCACGUCAGCCAUGUGUAGCACGUCAGCCAGGUGUCGUACGCCAGCCAGGUGUCGUACGCCAGCCAGGCUUUGUACGAGAUGGCCAAAUUGGAGAUAACAGGACCAAACAGGAGAGAAAAGCAGGGAGGAAACUUAGCAGAGACAGAAGCGAAAGCAUAGACAGGAGUAGAGACAGGAGCAGAGACAGGAGUAUAGACAGAAGUAGAGAGAGAGAAAGGAGGGGUAGAAGUCGAUCUGAUAGUAGAGAGGUAGAUCAUGAGUCAUCUCGCUCCCGUCGUGGGGGGCCAAUGCCUCCAAUGGGUCCAGGGGGCGGCAUGAUGCCUCUACCACCAGGCCCACCGCCUCAUCCGAUGAUGUUCCCUCCACCUUUUCCCAUGCAUUUCCGUCCACCUUUCCCCAUGAGGGGCCGGGGUCCUCGCGGCAUGCCCCCGAUGCCUAUGCGGGGUGGCCCCAGGGGCAUGAGAGGUAUGCGAAUGCCUCCCCCUCCUCCACCUGGCUUCCGUGGUGGACUCCAUGUUUUCAACAAGAGCUACCUCCGAAAAUACAACCAGUUUCUAGGCAUGGGGAACCAAAUGAGAGACAUGUCGGGGAGGUACGCACAACCACUGCAGGUGGCACCUCCAGUGCUGCCGAUUUUCCACGGGGAUGGUCAUGAGGGCGACAUUGACGCUAGAAGAAACAGGAAGCAUAGAAGAGAUAGGCAUGGACAUAGGAGUCAGGAUAAGAGCAGAAGCAGACGGAGCAGGAGCAGACAUAGGAGCAGGAGUGGUGAUAAGAGUAGCCGCAGCAGAAGUAACAGUCGGAGUGGUAGUAGAAGUAGCCGGCACAGAAGUAGCAGUAGGGAGAGGAGCAGGCACAGGAGCAGGGAUAGGAGCAGAAGUAAGGAGAGGAGCAGGGAUAGGAGUAGGGAUGAAGAUAGGAGCAAAGAUAAAGACAGGAGUAGGGAUGAAGAUAGGAGCAGGGAUAGGAGCAGAAGUAAGGACAGGAGCAGGGAUAGGAGUAGGGAUGAAGACAGGAGCAGGAGUAAAAGCAGAAGUAGAAGUAAAGACAAGAGCAGGGGCAGAAGUCGAGGAAGAAGUGAAGAAAGGACCAGAGGCAGAAGUAGGGACAGAAGUCGAAGUGACAGCAGAAGUAAGGACAGAUCUAAAACCAGAGCUAAACAUGGUGAUAGGACCAAAGACAGGAGCAGGAGAAGCAGAAGUAAGGGGAAGGACCAAGAGAGUGGAUCGCAUGGAAGGAAUAGAAGCACAAGCAGAGAACACAGUGAGAAGAAGGAAGAAGACAGACCAACAGAGACCAGUCAAAACACAGAUGAUUCAAAAUAAUUUUAACCUUGAGCUAUUUGUACGGAGUCCUCCUUAUAAUUUUACCUUUUUAAAAGUCAAUUCUUUUUACUUCAACAUAUGUGGGUUUGAAAAAAAAAAGGGGAGGGGGUGUUUAAAUUGAUAAAAAUUUGGACUUUGCCUUCAUCUGUGUUCACUGUGAAACUUGGCAUUCUACAAAAUAUGAGGUCAAAAAUAAUCAGGAAUAAAACAGAAACACAUGAAAUAUUUAUGUACAGUAACAGGGAAGCUUGCAUGUCAAAUGUAUUUAUAGAUAUGGUUUAAUUUCAAAAUAUAAUUACAUUUUACCAAUGUCAGUCACAGACAGAAAAAAUGCCGGAAAUAUUUUGAUGUCAUACAAAAACUUGAAGCAUCUCUGUUUAAAAUUAAAAUACAUUUGAUGAGUGACUGAGUGAUGUCCAAUCAAUUCCAAGUUUUACAAGUAAAACUCAACCUCAACAAUCACAUUUUCCUUUUUAAGAAAAGCAAUUUUGCUCCUGUGUGUGUUAUGAAAAUGCCCAUGUCUCAUCUAAAGGGACCCUUGAAUGAUAUUUUUUAUUCACUGCACUAAAGUUAUAUUGUUUAGUUUUUGAUGCCUGACAAGAUAAAGUACUUCAAAGUCCUACCUAUUUCCUAUAAGGAAGGCCUGCACAACAUAUGGGCCGCAUGCGGCACGCCAGCACCCACUUUUCUGCCGCGAAGUAACGAAAUAUUCUUUAUUAUUAUUAUUAUUAUUCUCUUAAUAGCUUUCCCUCCCUGUCCUAUUAUAUUUUGGCCAGCACAAGUUUUCAUAAAGUAUUACGGCCCGCCUUACAAUUUGAGUUGUGCAGGCCUGUUAUCAACUGUUAUAAGGCCACCUUGUUUAAUUAUAUUAUCUUUUGGAGGUCAUUUUGGAUAAGUCGUUCUCACUUGUGUAAAUUGCAACAACAUAAUCCUUUCUUUACUCAAUAUGUUAAUAAAAAGGGUCCUAAACGAUGUCAUCACUUUGUUAAGGUGAAAACAAUUAACUAAUUAUUAAAAGGGUUGAACUGCAAAUUUGUAUCUGUAUCCCAAAUCUCAGUCUUUCAUGUUGAAGAUGAAAUCUAAACAAUAGUGGUUAGUUAGCGAUUGCAAAAAAAACUCAAUUUCCAUUGUUCUGCAGUGGAUUGACAGAAAAGGGAUUGUCAAAUAAUUGUAUUGGUAGUUAAUGCCAAUUUUGUACCAGCGCUGUUGAAGAGUUUCAAAGCCUUGUGUGAUUUGUGUCUUACAUGGAAAGAGUUUGACUUUUCAACACAGGAUAUUGAAUUUUUAAAUUAAGAUUGAGUAAUGUCCCUUGUGGAUUCUUUUACAAUAACCAACUACCCAAAAUAAAGUAAAGCAAAUGUGUUGAAGGCUGUACUCUGCAGCACUUAUAAAUUGUAACUUGCCUAAAAUAGAAUUUUAAAUACCAGCACGACAAGAAAGAGCAAAAUUGUUUAUUGUUUUGCCCAAGCUGUGCCCUGAAAUUAUUGUUUCUUUAAACUUCUUUGUAUUAGUUUUGCUUUUGUCUAGCGGAGUGCAAUUUUUGUUUAAGUACAUUUUUCUAAAAAUAUUUCAACAUUCGUAGAUUUCAUGCAAUUAAUCUCAACUUUCAUAAAUACCAUUUGAACAUUCAUAAAUACCAUUUGAACAUUCACAAGAUACCAUUUGAACAAAUAUCAUGUCAUUAAUGUUAAAAUUCAUAAAUACCAUUUCAACAUUCAUAGUUACCAUAUCAACAUUCAGAAAUAUCAUUUCAACAUUAACAAUCACCAUUUCAACAUUCAUAAAGGUAUAUUGGAAAGCCGCUCUACAAUUUGGAGUCUUUAAAAAAAAAACUUUUUACAUUUGAGCAAAACACAAUUAUAUUAUUUUGUGAACCAUGAAACAAUUUAAUGACUUGUUGACCACGCGAAUAAUUUUUGUGUAAAAUGUUUUAUUUCCUAAUUUUGUUAAGCUUAACAAAAAGCCAUAUAACUAUAACAAACACAUGAGAAACAAAUGCACACGGGGCAUUACAAGUGGCAUCCUGGUACUGUACUGAAAUCAUGCUCUCCGGGUGUGUCAUAGAGGAUAGUUUUUUUGUAUGUUGAUUAUUUUAUAUGAGAAUGUUUUAAGGGUGAAUUUUAUAUUCAUCAAAAAUAAAACAAUAAAACAUCCC
This is a messenger RNA of Lymnaea stagnalis (great pond snail), 11314 nucleotides long. Lineage: Eukaryota; Metazoa; Mollusca; Gastropoda; Lymnaeidae. The record is from the annotation of a GenBank genome assembly.